Molecule: messenger RNA, 1451 nt
Organism: Eucalyptus grandis
Lineage: Eukaryota; Viridiplantae; Streptophyta; Magnoliopsida; Myrtales; Myrtaceae
Product: GDSL esterase/lipase At4g26790
Exons: 3
Coding region: 64-1140 (358 amino acids)
Molecular function (GO): hydrolase activity, acting on ester bonds
Source: RefSeq, a predicted model, not a curated record
AGACCCGUUUCUCGCUCGUCUCCAAGACUCAGCAAUUCCUCAUCAGGAAAUUACAUACGUAGCAUGGCGCGCAUGCAUUUGCCAUUUCCCAGCAGGCCCUUCUUGCGGCUCUUGCUGGUGGUCGCCGCUGCCGCCCCCAUGUGCGAAGCCGCAGUCCCGGCGAUCAUCGUGUUCGGGGACUCAUCCGUCGACGCAGGCAACAACAACGUGAUCUCCACCGUCCUGAAGAGCAACUUCCAGCCGUACGGCCGAGAUUUCUUCGGCGGUCGGCCCACGGGGAGGUUCUGCAACGGCCGGAUCCCGCCCGACUUCAUCUCGGAGGCAUUCGGACUCAAGCCGGCUGUGCCGGCCUACCUGGACCCAGCGUACAGCAUCAAGGACUUUGCCACCGGAGUCUGCUUCGCCUCCGCCGGAACUGGGUACGACAACGCCACCUCCAAUGUCCUCAACGUGAUCCCCAUGUGGAAGGAGAUCGAGUACUACAAGGAAUACCAGCAGAAGCUCCAGGCGUACCUUGGCGAAGAAAGGGCCAACUUCAUCCUCUCCGAGGCGCUCUACCUGGUCUGCGUCGGCACCAACGACUUCCUCGAGAACUACUACUCCUCCCUUCCCGGUGGCCGGCAGUCCCAGUUCACGGUAAGGCAGUAUGAGGACUUCCUCGUCGGCCUCGCCACCGAAUUUGUAACCGAGCUGUACAGCCUUGGCGUCCGGAAGGUGUCGCUGACGGGGCUGAUCCCGAUGGGGUGCUUGCCGCUGGAGAGGACGACCAACUUCUUCGGCCAUAAUGAGUGUGUUCAGGACUACAACAACGUGGCCAUGGAGUUCAACGGCAAGCUGAGGAAGGCGGUGGCGAGGAUGAACCGGCGCCUCCCGGGGCUGCGGAUGGUCCUGUCGGAGCCCUACGAUCUGUUCCUUCAGAUGAUCAAGAAGCCGUCCUCCUUCGGGUUCGAAGUUACACAAAGGGCAUGUUGCGCAACCGGAUUGUACGAGAUGAGUUACAUGUGCAAUCAACAGAAUCCAUUCACGUGCGCGGACGCCAAUAAGUACGUGUUCUGGGAUUCCUUCCACCCGACGGAAAGGACAAACCAGAUAAUCUCGGAGCAUCUGGUCAAGGAGCUUCUCCUACCUACUUUUUCUUGAUGGAGUGUACGAUGAAUACAUGUGAUCUAUGACUCAUAUAUAGACACGACGCUUGUGGAGCUAUCUUAUGCUGUUCCAUGCGUAAAUUACGAUUGUUAGCAUAAAAAAUCGUCUAAAAAAACCGUAGUUGGAUCGAACAUUAUGAACAACUUAAUCUACGGAGCUCAAUCAACUUCCAUGCAUUAUAAUGUUGAUAGAUUCGCUUUAUUUGUAUAGUUUCCUCUUUUAGGUAGAAAGCCAAUCUAUCUAGAAGAUGCUAUGUGUUUGAAAGGAGAUUAUAAGUAAUUACGUGCUCCCAAGGUUAUUAAUUA